Cryptococcus wingfieldii CBS 7118 is the source of this 1689-nucleotide messenger RNA. Its product is annotated as L-mandelate dehydrogenase. Bases 1 to 1689 code for a protein of 562 amino acids. The transcript has 10 exons. Gene Ontology annotation, biological process: lactate metabolic process. Gene Ontology annotation, molecular function: heme binding; L-lactate dehydrogenase (cytochrome) activity. The record is from RefSeq and is a predicted model, not a curated record. NCBI's taxonomy places the organism in Eukaryota, Fungi, Basidiomycota, Tremellomycetes, Tremellales, Cryptococcaceae.
AUGUUCAGGAGGGCUCUCUCACAGCGUAACGCAGCGGUCCCAGGUCCAAGAUCGGCGAGAGCUUGCCUACAGCUCCCUAGGGGGCGAUUCAGCUCGACAGUCUCGGCGGCCUCUAGGGCAGCGUAUCGACAACGGUCGUCUGCCAUAGCUGCUGGCGUGGCUGCUACAAGCAUUGCGUUGGCAUACUACACUCUCACGCCAAUACGCGCAGACGAGCUCGUACGCGCUCCUGGCACGACUAUCGAGCAGCCCAGUGGACAAAAGCUCAUAAGCUUUGAGGAAGUUCAGAAACACAACAAGGCAGACGACUGCUGGGUCAUCAUCAAUGGCAAGAUUUAUGAUGUAACAGAUUUCAUGGAGAAUCAUCCUGGUGGGCCAGAGAUCAUACUGGCUAAUGCCGGUAAAGACGCCUCAAAGAUCUUUGGGCCCAUCCAUCCCCCGGAUGCGCUGGAAAUGCUGGACGAAGAACAACACAUCGGUCCUGUCGACCCACUGACCAUGCCCGAGCCUGAAGAGGUGGAGCCGACGGAAGAAGAGCUAGCGAUGGAGGAAGCGAGGGAAGCGAUGCCGGGGGCGGAAAACAUGUUGUUGGUUCAAGACUUUGAGGAUUGGGCGGAGAAGGUGUUGAGUGGGACGGCGUGGAAUUACUAUAAGAGCGCUGCUGAUCGGGAGAAGACUGCGGAUGAGAACCAGGAUGCUUUCAGCCGCUACUACUUUCGUCCCAGAAUACUGAGGGAUGCUACGACUGGUAGUAUGGAGACGGAGUUUAUGGGGAUGAAGACGUCGCUGCCGAUAUUCAUCUCUCCUGCUGCUAUGGCCAAGCUGGGAAACCCUUUGGGUGAAGUCAACUUGACCAAGGGCGCCGGAGCUUGUGGUAUCGUCCAAGGUAUCUCCAUCAACGCCUCCUGCUCCCUCGACGAAAUCAUGCAAUCCCGCAAAGAAAACCAGCCCGUCAUGUUCCAGAUCUACCUCAACAAAGACCGUUCCGCCUCCAUCACCCUCCUCGAAAAAGUCACCCGCCUCGGCGCGGACGCCAUCAUCUUUACAGUCGAUACCGCAUGGAGGAGUAAGAGGACGAGGGAUGUGAGGGCCAAGGCGGAGGUGGCGCCGCCCCCGAGCAGUGAUGGGAUGAAGACGAGUAAGAGUCCGUUGGGCGUUUCGGCGGCGAUCUCGGGGUAUCAGGAUACAAAUUUGACUUGGAAGGAUAUUGAGUUUAUCAGGAGUCAUACCAACCUUCCCAUUAUGGUGAAGGGAGUGCAAUGUGUGGAGGAUGUUGCCCUGUGUGCUGAAGCGGGAGUGCAAGGUGUCAUCCUGUCAAACCACGGUGGAAGACAAUGCGACUACGCUCCAGCACCCAUAGACCUCCUCUACGAAAUGCGCUGCAACCGACCUGACCUCUUUGAGAAGCUCGAAAUCAUGAUGGACGGUGGUGUUCGAUCAGGUGCCGACGUCGUCAAAGCGAUCGCCUUGGGCGCCAAAGCCGUCGGCUUAGGAAGGAGCUUCUUGUAUGCUAAUGGCACACAUGGGGAGGAGGGAGUUGUCAGACUAUGUCAGAUCUUGGCGGAGGAGAUACAGAACACAAUGCGCAACAUAGGAGCGAUGAGGAUAGAAGAUCUGAAACCGGAGAUGGUCGGACCUGCUGGGCCGUGGGUGGGCACGAAUAGGCCGCCGUAUGUGCCCAAGCCAUGA